This is a messenger RNA of Rotaria socialis, 1140 nucleotides long. Lineage: Eukaryota; Metazoa; Rotifera; Eurotatoria; Philodinida; Philodinidae. The record is from the annotation of a GenBank genome assembly.
AUGGCAGCAACAAAUAACAAUUCGGAUCUAAAUAUGACUAAUGUCAAUCCAUUAGCUAUGUUAGUUGAGCAAUGUAAUAAAUUUCAAUCAUCAAAUCCAAGUCCACCUUUAUCACCAUCAAAAUCAAAUGUUUACGCUUGGAAACGACCAAUAGUAAAUCCAUCAUCGAUGCAUUCAAAUUCUUCAAUAACAUCACCAUUCGUUCGUAUUAAUCAUUAUGAACAUUCGUUAUUAAAUGGUAAUGGACAUUUAAAAGAAAAUUCAUCAGCACCAUCAUCAUCAUCAUCAGCAGCAGCAACAGCAACAACAACAACAACAACGCCUUGGAUGGAUAUUCAUCAUCAUCAUCAACCAUGGUUUACAACAAAUCAAACACCUCCUAUUUCAAAUCAUAAUGAACACCAAACAUCUCCACCUCCAUCAUUAUUUUCUACGUCGUCUAAUGUUCAAUAUCCACCCCAUAUUCAAUCAACACAUUACAAUGAUUUUCUUUCUGUUAAUCAUCCCUAUAAUACGGAUUCAUAUCGGCAUGAAUUUCGUUUAUUUUAUCCACCUAUUGUUUCGUCUCAUACACCAUCACCGCCGACAAUUCAAGCAACAACAUCGUCGCCAACAGCAAAAAAUCCAUUAAAAAAGCCUAAAACAAGUCGUGCUCAAUGUGAUUGUCCGAAUUGUCGUGAAGCUGAUCGUUUAGGUUAUAUCACUGGAUCAACGGUACGAAAAAGAAAUAUACAUAAUUGUCAUAUACCAGGCUGUGGAAAAGAAUAUCAUAAAACAUCACAUCUUAAAGCACAUUUACGUUGGCAUACAGGCGAACGACCAUUUGUAUGUAAUUGGUUAUUUUGUGGAAAACGAUUUACUCGUAGUGAUGAACUACAACGACAUUCACGAACACAUACAGGUGAAAAACGAUUUGCAUGUCAAAUGUGUGGAAAACGUUUUAUGCGAAGUGAUCAUCUUAAUAAACAUGUUAAAACACAUAUAACUACUAGUAUUAAUGAUGAAUUUCGUUCAAGAACUAUCGAAUCUAAUGCACAAGAAAAUCAGCAUCACCAUCAUGAUCAUCAGACAUAUCAUCAUAUGCAUAAUCAAAGAUUUUUAUCAACUGAUAUUAAAACAGAACCGAGAAUGAGAGAUUAA